Messenger RNA from Podarcis raffonei (Aeolian wall lizard), 2455 nucleotides. RefSeq names its product RUS family member 1 (gene RUSF1). NCBI's taxonomy places the organism in Eukaryota, Metazoa, Chordata, Lepidosauria, Squamata, Lacertidae. The record is from RefSeq and is a predicted model, not a curated record. The coding region runs from base 896 to 2248 and encodes 450 amino acids. The transcript has 14 exons.
GGGUGGUGAUGGCUGUGGACUUAGAUGGCUUUAAAAGGGAUUCAAUAAACUCGGAGAGAAGCAGAAAUUCUUAUGGACAGUCAUGACAGCAACUGCAACGAUGGAGGACCACAUUUCCCAGAGCUCCUUGGAACCGGGGUUGCAACUCCUCCCGUCGUUCCUCCUGGAUCCUCGGCGUUUAUGGAUUGCUGGAGGUGUUUCCCGGAGGACGUGGCUGCCUAUUUCGUAAAGGGGGAAAUGGUUCCCUUUCGCGUGGAGUUUUCACCCCUUUGCGCCCCGUUUCUCUCCAGCUAAAUCCCGCGCAGUAAAGAACUGCGGCGUCAGCUGGGAACGAAGCAGCUCCAGCCCCGCAACAGAACGGAAGGCGCCCCCUUUCUCUCUCUCCCCCAUAAAGCCCCUGUGCCUUCGGCGGCUGCAUGCCAGGCAGCAAUUCCACCUGCAGAGCUUUCUCCAAGUCCACGCUGGGAAAAGCUGCUGCCAAAUCUGUGUAACUCUGCAAGCGUUUUAAGCAGCGAUACCUUCGCGGAUAAGACUUCACUUAAGAACCUGGAGAUAGGGUAUUCGGAGUGCGUGUAAAUAUGCAUUUACCCCCCCAAAAAAGGCUUUUAUUAUUUAUUUAACAGUAGUCUUGUGCUACUGAGCGCAUUAAUUACGGUAUAACUUUUAAUCUAUAUAAUUUGCCAGCUGGCAUCGUAAGCCUAGUCCACAAAACCUUACGCCGUAAUACAUUUGAUAAAAGAGUUUCCACAACCUGCAAGAUCCUGCGCCGCUGUUGCUGGUGCAACAGAUUAAUAUGGCCACCCCUCCGGAUUUCUUUUUCUUCCCUAAGAAGCAAACACUCUACUGUAUCUUAAUAAUGAAGGAAGGCACAGGUUAGGGAGAGGAAGAGGCCUCAAUGCCACCCAAAACUACAGCCCCCAUAGUCCCUUGCAACUAUCCCCCGGCAUCCUCCGCAGUCCUAACCUCCCCAGAUUGGAGCAACCGAGACCUGCCACUUGGCGAAAUAGAUCUGGGCGCUGAGCGGGUGGCGCCCGGACGGCGGCUUGCAAAGUUGGUCUUCCUACCCCAGGGUUAUCCGGAAAGUGUGAGUUCAGACUACCUGGCCUACCAGAUUUGGGACACGGUGCAGGCCUUUGCCAGUAGCAUCACAGGGACUCUGGCCACCCAGGCUGUGCUGAAAGGGGUGGGAGUCGGGGAUGAGGCUUCAACCGUCACGGCUGCUACUGUCACCUGGAUCCUGAAAGAUGGGACUGGGAUGCUGGGCCGAAUUGUCUUUGCCUGGAGUAAGGGGAGCAAACUGGACUGUGAUGCGAAGCAAUGGAGGCUCUUUGCUGAUGUCCUGAAUGACAUGGCCAUCUUAAUGGAGAUUCUGGCCCCAGCAUUCCCAGCAUGCUUCACUCUCAUUGUGUGCAUCAGUGGCUUCUUCAAGUGCAUUGUGGGAGUUGCUGGAGGGGCCACUCGGGCAGCCCUCACCAUGCACCAGGCCCGGCGGGACAACAUGGCCGAUGUUUCGGCCAAAGAUGGAAGCCAGGAGACCCUGGUGAACCUAGCUGGCCUCUUCUUCAGUCUUCUCCUCAUUCCUCUUGUAGCAGACAAUCUCCGCCUCACUUAUUCCCUCUACGGCCUCUUCACUGCCUUGCACCUCUACGCCAAUUAUAGGGCGGUACGAUCCAUCUGCAUGGAGACCCUCAACCGUGCCCGGCUCCGCCUGGUCUUGCGGCAUUUUUUGCAACGGGGUAAAGUGCUGGGACCUGCUCUCGCCAACCCUCAGGAGCCUCUGGUGCCAGGGUUUCAGCAGCAGCUCAGGGUGAACCUUGGGACACCACUCCACACUGUGGCCUCCAGAGUUGCAGAUUUCCAGAAAGCCCUUGAAGGGAAUGCCACAAAUCACUUAAUCUUCGUCAGCCGAGCAGCAGGGACUGUCUCCAUUCUCCUACACCGACUGGCAGGCAGCGUGGAUGUAAUUAAGGCCUGCACUCACGCCUUCCUCCUGGAAGUCCUGCUGUACCAAGAUGUGACAACGUCUGCCUUGGAGGAAGAGUCUCUCCUGAAUCUGCAGCGUAGGCUUCGUGAAGAACCUGAGAAUAAGGACAGCACUGCGAUUUCUGAAACACAUCAGCUGUUGGACAAAAUAUUUCCCAGAUUCCUGGCAGGAUUGACAGCAGCAGGAUGGGUAACAGACCGGAACCUUCUGGGCCCUGAUGAGUGGCGCAUGGAUUGGACCAUCCCUGAAAAGAAAACCCUUUAACUCCAAGAGACAUUUAACAUGGUGACUUGCUAAAGCCUUGGAAAGAGUGGUUCUCAGUUGCCAUAGUGAUGCCAGAGGUGCUGUCUCUGCCUCACAUGGGGUUGUCAGAGUUUUUAAUGCCAAAAUGGAGGGGAGCGCAGGGUACCUGCUCCCUCCCUGAUUUUUUGAGGGUGAGAGGAAAACACAAAAAUAAACCUUUUUUAUAAA